Messenger RNA from Trichoderma virens Gv29-8, 1179 nucleotides. RefSeq lists its product as uncharacterized. Gene Ontology annotation, cellular component: nuclear periphery; nucleolus; preribosome, large subunit precursor. The record is from RefSeq and is a predicted model, not a curated record. The transcript has 3 exons. Gene Ontology annotation, biological process: ribosomal large subunit biogenesis; rRNA processing. Bases 1 to 1179 code for a protein of 392 amino acids. Lineage: Eukaryota; Fungi; Ascomycota; Sordariomycetes; Hypocreales; Hypocreaceae.
AUGGUGACGAGAAGCAAGCUGCGGUUGGCAUUGGCCGCUGAAAAGGGGGUUGACUUUGCCAAGAUGAAGCAGCAAAAAAAAGGAAAGGAAACAGCCAAGAGAAAGGCUCUCAAAGCAGGCAACAAAGAGCGAGAAGAUGAGGAUGAGGGCGCCUCAGAUGAUGAAGUGGAGGAAGACCAAGAGAAGGUUGGAAUUGAAAUGAACCUUGACGCCAUCUACGAGAGCGAUACUUCUGAAUCUUCAAUUGAGCUUGAAAAGAAAUUGCCAAGAAAACCAGCAACUAGCAAACAGAUUUCUCAGCCAGCGGAGGAAGAAAAGGACGAGGAUGAAGACGAGGAUGAAGACGAGGAAGAAAUCCCCGUCUCCGACCUUGAAGACCUCGAAGAAGAUGAGAAAGAAGAUAUUGUCCCCCACACAAGACUGACCAUCAACAAUACGUCUGCUCUACUCGCGGCGCUCGAGAGAAUAGCCAUCCCGACAGACAAAACCGUCCCGUUUGCAACCCACCAGUCUGUCGUCUCAACUACACAAACUACGGAAUCCAUACCCGACGUAUCGGAUGAUCUGCAGCGAGAGCUUGCUUUCUACUCCCAAUGCCUGGAGGCUGUGCGCGUGGGCCGAUCUCGGUUGAUCAGCGAAGGAGUGCCAUUUUCUCGACCAAAGGAUUACUUCGCCGAAAUGGUCAAAGAGGAUGCUCACAUGGAGAAGAUCAAGGCGAAGCUGGUCGAGGAAGCGUCUGCCAAGAAAGCAGCAGCCGAAGCACGCAAACUUCGUGACUUGAAGAAGUUUGGCAAACAAGUACAAGUUUCCAAGCUCCAAGAGCGACAAAAGGCCAAGCGUGAGGUGCUUGACAAGAUCAAGACACUCAAGAGAAAACGCCAGGAGCACAGUUCUGAUGUCGGCACAAAGGAAGCUGAUAUCUUUGACGUCAGCGUUGACAACGAAAUCGCCAAACAUUCACAGCGCUCUGGGGCUGGUCGACAACAAUCAGGAGCUCGUCCUGUGAAUGCCAAGCGUCAAAAGAAGAACGAAAAAUAUGGGUUUGGAGGGAAGAAACGCCAUGCAAAAUCUGGGGAUGCCAUGAGCUCUGGUGAUCUUUCCAAGUUUAGCGCCAAGAAAAUGAAGGCCAAGUCAUCACGGCCGGGUAAAAGUAGGAGAAAGGCUGCCGCUUCCAAAUAA